This is a messenger RNA of Panicum hallii, 2108 nucleotides long. RefSeq names its product phosphoethanolamine N-methyltransferase 1-like. NCBI's taxonomy places the organism in Eukaryota, Viridiplantae, Streptophyta, Magnoliopsida, Poales, Poaceae. The transcript is spliced from 12 exons. Bases 329 to 1828 code for a protein of 499 amino acids. Gene Ontology annotation, biological process: phosphatidylcholine biosynthetic process. Gene Ontology annotation, molecular function: phosphoethanolamine N-methyltransferase activity. The record is from RefSeq and is a predicted model, not a curated record.
CCGGCCGCCUCCGCCUCCGCCUCCAGCGUCCACUCCACUCCACUCCACUCCACUGAGCGCCUCUUCCCUCCCCCGCGUUCCGCUUAUAAACGCCUUCGAGCCUUGCACACUCGCCCCGGUUCACGCCGCCUCGUACCUCUCCUCCUCCUCCCCAGCCUCGCCGUGGUCCGGCGGUUUUGAAUGCAGCAGCGCGGCCGCUCCUACAACCGCCGCGACCGGAGCUUCUCCCGAGCCCGCCUCGCCGUCGAGGGGUAUUCACCUCGAAACGCCCUCGCGCCACACAAAGCUGAACUUGAUUCCGACGAGCGAUCGCGCGGGUUAGCCCUUGAUGGACGCCGCCGCCGUUGCUGCUGCGAAUGGGGGGCCGGAGGCGGAGGAGAGGAAGGCGCAGAGGAGCUACUGGGAGGAGCACUCCAGGGACCUCACCCUCGAGGCCAUGAUGCUCGACUCCCGCGCCGCCGAGCUCGACAAGGAGGAGCGCCCGGAGGUACUGUCUUUACUCCCUUCAUAUGAAGGGAAGUCUGUACUGGAACUGGGCGCCGGAAUAGGUCGCUUUACAGGUGAACUGGCUAAAACAGCUGGGCAUGUUCUUGCACUGGAUUUCAUUGAAAGUGUGAUUAAGAAGAAUGAAAGCAUAAAUGCUCACUACAAGAACACAUCCUUUAUUUGUGCUGAUGUCACAUCCCCGGACCUCAUGAUUGAAGCGAACUCCAUUGAUCUGAUAUUUUCAAACUGGUUACUGAUGUAUCUUUCAGAUGAGGAGAUUGACAAGCUAGUAGAAAGAAUGGUAAAAUGGCUGAAGGUUGGUGGCUACAUCUUCUUUAGGGAAUCUUGCUUCCAUCAAUCUGGAGAUUUAGAAAGGAAAGUGAACCCGACACACUAUCGAGAACCAAGGUUUUAUACCAAGGUUUUUAAAGAGUGCCAAGCCUUUAAUCAAGAUGGCACUUCUUUCAAACUUUCUCUGGUUACUUUCAAGUGCAUUGAAGCUUACGUAGACAUCAAGAAAGAUCAAAACCAGAUAUGUUGGCUAUGGAAAAAAGUAAAUUCAUCAGAAGAUGGGGGCUUUCAAAGUUUUUUGGAUAACGUGCAGUACAAAGCCAGUGGAAUUUUACGCUAUGAACGUAUAUUUGGAGAUGGUUACGUGAGCACUGGUGGAGUUGAGACUACAAAAGAAUUUGUGGAUAAAUUGGAUCUUAAACCCGGGCAGAAGGUGCUUGAUGUUGGAUGUGGAAUUGGGGGAGGCGACUUUUAUAUGGCUGAAGAGUAUGAUACUCAUGUUGUUGGCAUUGAUCUUUCCAUUAACAUGAUACUAUUUGCCCUUGAGCGUGCUGUUGGGCGCAAGUGCUCCGUGGAGUUUGAAGUUGCUGAUUGUACCACGAAGACAUACCCAGACCAUACAUUUGAUGUCAUCUACAGCCGUGAUACUAUCCUUCAUAUACAAGAUAAACCCUCCUUGUUCAAAAGUUUCUUCAAAUGGCUAAAGCCUGGGGGCAAGGUCCUAAUCAGUGACUACUGCAAGAGCCCUGGGAAACCAUCAGAAGAGUUUGCAGCAUACAUUAAGCAGAGAGGUUAUGAUCUCCAUGAUGUGGAGGCAUAUGGACAGAUGCUCAAGAAUGCUGGUUUCAGUCAUGUCAUAGCUGAAGAUCGAACUGAUCAGUUCCUCGGGAUUUUACAGAAGGAGCUGGAUAAAUUUGAAAAGAACAAAGACGAUUUCCUGUCCGACUUCAGCCAGGGGGACUAUGACGAUAUUGUGAACGGAUGGAAAGCAAAACAGCAGAGGAGCUCUGCUGGUGAGCAGAGGUGGGGCCUGUUCAUCGCAACCAAGUGAUGAUGGCCCUGAUGCCGGUGUGGCCUUAUUACAAAUAAAGUGGCUUUCACCAGAAUAAAUAAAUAAACAGAAAGAAUUGUUCGAGAAUUUGUAUGCCGCUGCACUGUUUUUCUGAUCUGGGGAGUGCUAGAGCCUACCUGCCUAUCAUGUUCCUUUUGUCCUUGGAAGUGGUUCAAUGUCAUGGUCCCGUGAUUGCAGUGAUGCAUUGCAUCAUGUGCCGUAACGAGGUCACUUACCCGUGAAGCCUAAUAAAGCUAUCAGCAAUUUGCAUGGCUUGGUA